Miscanthus lutarioriparius is the source of this 1281-nucleotide messenger RNA. The record is from the annotation of a GenBank genome assembly. Lineage: Eukaryota; Viridiplantae; Streptophyta; Magnoliopsida; Poales; Poaceae.
AUGAGUGCUGAGUUUUGUGCUGCUGCGGCCAUGGAGCUCGGAGUCGGGGAUGUGAUGGGGAUGCAGCAAGGCAUCGCCAUCACCGCGCCAUCACCCAGGGACAGCUGCGACCUGGGUCUUCUCAAGCGAGCAGCCCUCACCAAGGCAGCGGCGGCUGCUGUUGCUGGCCCCUACCCCUCCCCAUUCCUCGACGAACAGAAGAUGCUCAGGUUCUCCAAGGCGGCUCACACAUUGCCCUCAGGCUUGGUUUUUGGAGGCCCAAGCGAGCAGGCUUUCCUGCUGUCCAGGACCAAGAGGCCAUUUACUCCCUCGCAGUGGAUGGAGCUGGAGCACCAGGCUCUGAUAUACAAGUAUCUCAAUGCAAAGGCCCCCAUACCUUCCAGCCUGCUCAUUUCAAUCAGCAAGAACUUCAGAUCAUCCAAUAGAGUGAGCUGGAGGCCUCUCUAUCAAGGCUACACAAAUGCAGACUCUGACCCAGAGCCUGGAAGAUGCCGACGAACAGAUGGAAAGAAGUGGCGAUGCUCCAAGGAGGCAAUGGCUGAUCACAAGUACUGUGAGCGGCACAUCAACAGAAACCGUCACCGUUCAAGAAAGCCUGUGGAAAACCAACCCAAAAAGACCACCAAGGAGGUGGCUGCUGCUGCUGGCUCAGUGCCAUGUGCUGGGCCACAAGGUAGCUUGAAGAAGGCAAAAGUUAAUGACUCCAAGCCAGGCACUAUCAGCUAUUGGACAGAUAGUUUAAACAGGACAAUGUUGAGCAGAGAGAAAGCAAACCAACCGAUGGAAGACAACUCUUUGCUGCAUAAUUCUACGAAUAGCCAACCCACCUUGUCCCUGCUCUCUCAACUGAAGCAGCAGAACAAACCAGAUAAGUUAGGUCCCACACUGGAAAAUGAGUCGGACACAAUAUUGAAAACCUGGGGAGGCAACCAGCCUAGCCAUAAGAGCAUUUCCUCCACACAGCGCCAUGAUGCUGACUCCCUCCAAUCAGUCCUUCAAAAUUUCAGCCUAGCCCAGAAUGAGAAGAUGGAGUCAGAAAAGAACAAAUAUUCUGAUUCGAUGCUAGUUUCAUCGACUUUCUAUUCUGCAGACAGUCCACGAAGUACCUGCCUUACACCUAACAUGACACAAGUGCAGCAGGAUUGCAUAUCAAGCUCUUGGGAGAUGCCUCAAGGUGGACCUCUAGGCGAGAUCUUAACAAACUCCAAGAAUAGUGAGGACUUAAGCAAGUGUGAAUCAAGGUCAUAUGGUUGGCUAUUGAAUCUUGACCAUGUACCAUGA